AUGGCUCCCUCCAACCUGCCGGCGAUCUUCAACGCCACCUCCCAGGACAUUGAGAUGCUCCUGGCCUCCCAGAGCCACCUCGGUUCCCGCAACCUGCAGGUGCACAUGGAGCCCUACCUGUGGAAGACCCGUGCCGACGGUGUCAACGUUAUCAACGUUGGCAAGACCUGGGAGAAGAUUGUCCUCGCUGCCCGUAUCAUCGCCGCCAUCGACAACCCCGCCGAUGUCUGUGUUAUCUCUGCCCGUCCCUACGGUCAGCGUGCCGUCCUCAAGUUCGCCGCUCACACCGGUGCCACCGCCAUUGCCGGUCGUUUCACCCCCGGUUCCUUCACCAACUACAUCACCCGUUCCUUCAAGGAGCCCCGUCUGAUCGUCGUCACCGACCCCCGUACCGACGCCCAGGCCAUCAAGGAGGCUUCCUACGUCAACAUUCCCGUCAUUGCCCUUGCUGACACCGACUCUCCCACCGAGUACGUUGACUGCGCCAUCCCCACCAACAACAAGGGUCGCCACGCCAUUGGUACCGUUUGGUGGAUGCUCGCCCGUGAGGUCCUCCGUCUCCGUGGUACCAUCUACAACCGCGAGACUCCCUGGGACGUCAUGGUUGAUCUGUACUUCUACCGCGACCCCGAGGCUGAGGCCGAGGAGAAGGUCGAGGAGGAGAAGCUCCCCUCCGCUGACGAGGUUGGCCCCGCUGCCAUCACCACUGGCUUCACCGAGUCUGGCGGUGACUGGCAGGCUUCCGCCCCUGGCUUCGCUGGUGCCCAGGGCGGUAACUGGGACGGUGCCACCGAUGAGUGGGGUGGUGCUGCCGCCGCCGCCGCUGCUGCUCCUACUGGUGAGUGGGGUGCCACUGAGGCCAAGGACAGCCAGUGGUAG
Molecule: messenger RNA, 879 nt
Organism: Pestalotiopsis fici W106-1
Lineage: Eukaryota; Fungi; Ascomycota; Sordariomycetes; Amphisphaeriales; Sporocadaceae
Product: 40S ribosomal protein S0
Exons: 3
Coding region: 1-879 (292 amino acids)
Biological process (GO): cytoplasmic translation; ribosomal small subunit assembly
Cellular component (GO): 90S preribosome; cytosolic small ribosomal subunit; ribosome
Molecular function (GO): structural constituent of ribosome
Source: RefSeq, a predicted model, not a curated record